Molecule: messenger RNA, 1274 nt
Organism: Onthophagus taurus
Lineage: Eukaryota; Metazoa; Arthropoda; Insecta; Coleoptera; Scarabaeidae
Source: RefSeq, a predicted model, not a curated record
AUUUACAUUUCAAAUUAUCUCGAUUUAAUUACAAGUUGAAGCACACUUCAUAAUUUUAUUGUAAUCAUAUUUUAUGAUUACACAUCAUAAAAGUGUUUAUAUAAAGUCAAAAUAGCGCACUUUUGUUCAAACCGGCAAUGUUAGCAGUUCAGUCACGGAAUAACAAUCCAAAUUGUUCAGAUAAGGCUUAAGACAGUGAAUCUAACAUAAAACGUUCCGACUUCGAUUAGUCUUUGGUGUGCGAUUGCGCUUUGCCAAGUUUGUAAAAUACAUGGCAUAGGAAAAUAUUCGUCGUCAGCAUCGACAUCGAUCCUUGAACUUCGCUUUCAUUCUCGAUCUUAACAUGGGUUAUGAAGAAAACGGUGUUAAGUUUUAUCUUUAUACCGGAAAUGGGGAUAAGAAAGGAACGAAAUUGUUAAAGGUAAAAACGAAAAACUAUAAAAUAAAUCCAGAAUAUCCAGUUAAAAUAUUGUGUCAUGGUUGGAUGGAUGAUAAAAAAUCAUAUUGGUAUCAACCAACGAUUCAAGAGUAUUUAAAACGUGGAAAUGUUAAUAUUAUUACAGUGCAUUGGGGAAAAUUCGCGAAAGGGUUGUUUGGUAAAGCUGUGAAAUCGGUUAAAAUGGUUGGAUUCAGCAUAGCUAUGUUAAUCAGUGAUAUUUCUUUAAAAUACCGCAUACAUUUCGAAAAAUUUCAUAUUAUUGGGCAUAGUUUAGGGUCACACAUAGCAGGAUUUGCAGGAAAACAUAUUAUUUUAUAUCAUAAUAAAACCAUCGGAAGAAUAACCGCUUUAGAUCCUGCUGGACCUGGUUAUAAAGAAAAACCGCCUGAAGAUCGAUUAUGCAGAUCAGAUGCAAAUUUUGUUGAUGUCAUCCAUACUGAUGGAGGCGUCUUAGGGAUUAAGGAACCAUUAGGACAUAUUGACUUUUAUCCUAAUGGUGGAGUCAGGAAACAAGCUGGAUGUAAAACAACUAACAUGGCGUGCAGUCAUAAAAGAGCACCGUUAUACUUUGCGGAAAGUAUUACAAGUAAAAAAUUCAUUGCUGGCUAUUGCGAUAGCUUCGAUGAUGUCGUUGAUAAAAAGUACAAUAAAAAAAUAACUGCAAUUAUGGGUGAGGACGCUAAUCCAAACAUCGUUGGAAUUUAUUAUUUAGAAACGAACAAUACGUCUCCUUACGCGUUAGGAGAGCUUUUAUGACCCAUUAUAACUAUUACUACUUGAUGUUAUUUAUUUUGCUAUUUUUGUACAAAUAAAAAUUCUGUUUUCCAUAAAAUUA